UUUCAGGAGAGUGUCUGGCAUUACCUAGUUGAAUUACACUAAGGACACUGAGGACGAUAGCUCAAAACAUUAGUCGCUUAAUAAAUUUGCAUUUGAUAUGGCCCCAUUUUUAUGUAUUUAUGUAUGUUUACAAUGAUACUCCAAAAAUGUUCACAAGCUCAGAACAAAUGACUUGUCAGCUGAUCAUCGACUUUCUCAUCGAAUCAUAAACAAACGGUAUUCAUAACCUCAUCACGUUAUUGACGCUCCAUCUAUCGAUACUUUAAAAAGAAAGUUGGAUCGACUGAGAGACCACCACUUUCAGGAAAAAAAAGUCACAUACUAUCCUGUUCUUUCCAAACUGAGAGUGAAACUAUCACCAGCUCGUGACAAAAAAUAUUUUAUAUUGGAUAGCAGUUCGCUUAAAUUAAAGGUAUGUGUUACAGUUAUGAAGUUGUCGGACUUGAAAAUCAAUCGACGGCCUCUAGAUCGUUCUCGAACAAAAGAAAUUAUAUCAAGGGUAUCUAGUUUGAUUGAAGAAGCCGAAAAUACCAAAGUGGAUUCGAUGGAAGGCGAAGCGGAUGAUGGUCGAUACAUUGAAUUAGAUUUACUCAUACCUUCCGAUGCAAACGAUGAACCAUUGGAAAUUCCAGUCGAUUUUUCAGACUCAUCAACUGAGGAUGAAGAUUCAUCUUCAGAAUCGGAAAGCGAAUUCCGUGAAAUAAUCAUACCAUCUCCAGUUAGACUUAGUUUAGCAGUUUCACCUCUUUGUACAUCUCGCAAACUUAUUGAAGAACUAAAAUCUGUUUGUACUGAUGAUUGUAUAAUAUAAAUUCACUUGU
Schistosoma rodhaini is the source of this 821-nucleotide messenger RNA. NCBI's taxonomy places the organism in Eukaryota, Metazoa, Platyhelminthes, Trematoda, Strigeidida, Schistosomatidae. The record is from the annotation of a GenBank genome assembly.